AUGCGUAUCUCACCAACUGUUGAUCUAUCACCCUCUGCUCUCCAAACUUUAAUCCACUUAAUGUUGGCCCAAGCACAAGAAUGCGUGUGGCAAAAAGCUGCUAUGGAUGGUCUUCGAGACGGAACUAUUGCUCGCCUCGCUCUCAAAAUUGCUGAAUACUAUAAUACAGCUGUUGAGUUUGCUUCAAAUUCUUCUUUGCAGGCACUUUAUUCUCGUCACUGGAUCAUACAUAUGCAGAUCAAAUCAAAUCAUUUCACGGCUGCUGCACAAUUCCGAAAAGCUAGUGAAUGCAUUUCUCAGGAUAAGUACGGAGAAGAAAUAGCUCGGUUGCAAUUAGCAUCUGAUGUAGUGAAGAAGGCCUUUCACCUUAUAUCAUCAUCAUCUGCUGCUGCAAAAGAAAUACCUAAGCCUGUGAUUAACGAUUUAAAGAGUCUACAGCAAAUCAUUGCGACCAAUUUAGCGAGAGCAGAAAAGGACAAUGAUGUGAUAUAUUUAGAAAAGAUACCAUCUGUUUCUGCUUUACCCAAGAUUUUAAAAACGGAAAUGGUAAAACCGGUUCCACCUGCUGAGGUCGCAGAUCCAGUCUUAAUUAUUCAUCAACAGCAACAGCAAGAGCAAUCGCAAAUAACAAAAGCACCACAUCCAGUAAUAGGAUUGCCGUUGUUCCGAAAACUUGUUCCGUUCGCUGUUCAUCAAGCAGCGAGUGUGUAUAUAGAUCGGAAAGAAAGACUAAUUAAAGAAGAUAUUAUUGCCAAACUAGAAGAGUUGACUAUUGUAUACCAUAGGUCUGCUACCGAAAAAAAUGCAUCGAAACCAUCUACUUUGCCAGAUUACAUUUUGCAACAAGCAGCUGAAGUCAGAAGUGAAGGAGGUUCGCAAAUAUUAUACGAAAUGUGGGAUCACGUUCAAGCUGCUGCUUCCAAGAACUCCGAUAUACUAGAGGAGGCUUUUAAUGCAUUGGAUGAAGAAUACGAGGUCGAUGAGAGUUAUCGAUCUAAAUAUACGAAUGAGUGGAAACGCCCUGAAUCACUUGUACUCACACAACAAUUAACAACGCAAGGUCAAAAGCAUCGUGAAACAAUAACAGCUGCUCAGAAAGCUGACCUAAUUGUGAGGAAUAAAUUGGACACAUGGGCUAAUAUUAUUGAUGUCCUCACACUACCGCUUGAAGAUUUGGAAAAUUCAAUACCCAGUGCUUCCCCAUCCAUAAGAGUCGAAACUGCACAAGAAGAUUCUCAGAAACUCGCCCUAGCACGGAUCAAGACAUUGACAGACAAUAUGAACCAACAUAUUAGAUUACGGAAAAAUACCAUUGAACAAGCUAAGAAAGCUUCCAACGCUGAUGAUAUUUCAACUUCAUUAAUAAAGAAAGCAGAUGAACUCACAGCUCAAUCUCCUCUCAUUAAAAUUGAAGCAGCACAAUUUGAGGAAUUAUUCAUUGAAGAGUUGCGUAAAUACGACAAGUUUUUAUUGACAGUUGAUGAAGAAGAUGAAGCACAAAGCGAAAUAAUAAAGCAAUUGAAUGAAGCUUAUAAGCAAUUUCAAACAGCAGCAAGUAAUGGUAAAAAUUUUGCUGUUGGCAGCGCAGAAAGUAUCCCUAUCGACAGCAAUUUACCGAUGGCUAAACGAGAGAAGGCAUUGCAAAAUCUAAGCCAAGCUUACUUAAAGUUUAAAGAAAUCAAAACAAAUUUGUCAGAAGGUUUGAAGGUAACCUUAUAA
This is a messenger RNA of Mycotypha africana, 1719 nucleotides long. Its product is annotated as BRO1-like domain-containing protein. Gene Ontology annotation, molecular function: protein binding. The coding region runs from base 1 to 1719 and encodes 572 amino acids. The transcript is spliced from 3 exons. The record is from RefSeq and is a predicted model, not a curated record. Gene Ontology annotation, cellular component: endosome. Lineage: Eukaryota; Fungi; Mucoromycota; Mucoromycetes; Mucorales; Mycotyphaceae.